Molecule: messenger RNA, 831 nt
Organism: Lathyrus oleraceus (garden pea)
Lineage: Eukaryota; Viridiplantae; Streptophyta; Magnoliopsida; Fabales; Fabaceae
Product: 18 kDa seed maturation protein
Exons: 2
Coding region: 118-600 (160 amino acids)
Biological process (GO): embryo development ending in seed dormancy
Source: RefSeq, a predicted model, not a curated record
AAGAUUAUACAGGUUCAUCAAACUCUAUAUAAACGAAGGCUUCUCCUCUGAAACGUUGAAAGAAAGUGAAACUGAUCCAAUAUAGAAAAACAAAAAGUUUGAUUAUUGAGAGUGAAAAUGCAGGCAGCAAAGAAAGCAGUUGAGACCGUUAAGGAAACCGCCGCCAACAUUGGUGCUUCUGCUAAGUCUGGCUUAGAGAAGACCAAAGCCACCGUCCAGGAAAAGGGUGAGAUUACGAGUGCACGUGAUCCCAUGCAGAAGGAAAUGGCGACAGAGAAGAAAGAAGAGAGGAUCAACCAAGCAGAAAUGGAGAAACAGGAAGCACGUGAGUAUAAUGCUGCGGUCAAAAUGUCUCACGUGACUGGGCCCACCGCUGAGACUGCUUCUGGAUACUCCAUCAUUGAUGACUAUGGAACCGGACAACCAAUGGCUACUGAUAACGUGUCAACAAUUCCUGGAAUCGGGCUUGCACGUGGAGCAGAUGUGAUGGGCUCAAACCCGAUUGAGAGCAACACGGGUAUGGAUAUGGGUACUACUACAGAGGCACAUGUUUUCCACGUGGAUGGAACUGUCCCAGAGAGUGGGGCUCCUAAUCAUUAGUUAUGUGUAUUUGUGUGUAGUAAUUAAGGUUAUGGGUUUGUGACUUACCAUGUUGUUUUGUUUGUUUAGUCAAUGUUUAGUUUUGUAUCCUAGUGGUGCUACUAGUUUCAUAGGUUGUUUGUUUGUCUCUGUUUUAGAUAUGGGACCAUGAGUUGUACAACAGGGUACAUCUUGUACCGCAAAGUUGUUAUGUUUGUUUGUUUCAUUAAAUAAAUCAAAGUGUGUGCGUGA